Chanos chanos (milkfish) is the source of this 861-nucleotide messenger RNA. RefSeq names its product HAUS augmin-like complex, subunit 1 (gene haus1). The transcript is spliced from 9 exons. Gene Ontology annotation, cellular component: HAUS complex; cytosol. The coding region runs from base 1 to 861 and encodes 286 amino acids. The record is from RefSeq and is a predicted model, not a curated record. NCBI's taxonomy places the organism in Eukaryota, Metazoa, Chordata, Actinopteri, Gonorynchiformes, Chanidae. Gene Ontology annotation, biological process: centrosome cycle; spindle assembly.
AUGUGUGAAAAAACUAAGAAGGUGAACCGGUGGCUGGGGUCGGUAUUUGGGGACCAGCCGGUGCCUGAGUUUGAGGUGAACACACGUACGGUGGAUUUACUGUGUCAGCUGGUGGAAAGCAGUGAGCUAAGAUGCAAGGAAGUGUCUUUACUUGUAGAGGACCGCAAACAGAAAGCUGCAGAAUAUCACAGUGAUGGAGCUCACCUGCAAGAGAUCCUACUUCAGGGUGUGGGUUUGUCCCCAGGCAGCAUGUCCAAACACACCUCAGAUUUACUCUCUGUGUUAGAGGGCGUUACCAUGGCACUCAGGGUCAAGGACACAGCAUUGGGAAGUUACAUUCCAGCAAUUAAUAAAUUAACCAAUGAGCUGGCGGAGGCAGAGAAGACGGACCGGAGACUGGAACGGGAUAUCUCCGCCCUUAGGAAGAAGAUGGCAGCUACACUUGUCUUACGAAAAACUCUGCAAGAGGACUUGCAGAAAACUAUCCAGGCACAGGAAGUGGAGGCAGCAAAGGCUGAGGAGAGACUUCUCAAUAUGGACUUUGUGAAGAAUAAAUCCAGAGAUCUGUCUUACAGAAACAAGGUUGCAGAGGAUCAGCUGGCCUCAAGACAGAUGGACAGCACUGUUACCCAUCAGGCUAUUCUUGAAUUGUCAGAGAAAAUUGCAACUCUUAAACAAGAACUUUUGCCUCUAACAAAGAAACUUGAACCCUACAGUGAUUUGAGCCCUAGUCCCUCUCUAGCCCAAGUUAAAAUUGAGGAAGCCAAGAGAGAACUGGCAGCUGUGGAUGCUGCAUUGGAACAGAAAGUGGACAUCAUGAAUUCAUCUUUACCCAAACAAAAAAGCAGAGUGUUAAAAUGA